AUGUAGUAUGAUCCACAGAGCGAAAAGUCUGGUCGUCCGCAGCUGCUUCGGAAAGAGGGGGAUCUGGAGAGAGGGAGGAGAGGAGAGGAGAGAAAGAAAGUGACAGGAAGCCACCUCAUUAAACACUGACAGCGGGUCAAAGGCAGAGAGGAGAAGAAAGAGUGUGUCCAGAACACACCAUAAGCAUAUUGUGGUCUUAGAAGUGGAAAAGCCAGCAGAAAAGGGGUGGUCUGUUACUUCAGAAAAGAAAAAGUGUGAACUAAAAGGAAAGUUUCCCUGAAAAAGUUAGAGACUCCAUCAUGUCAACGCUCUCGGCAGAGACAGGCCCUGAGGAUGCCAACAAUCAGAGCUUCUGGAUGCCAGGGAACUACCACCAGACAGUGAAGAGGACCGAAGAUGCCUUCCAGGCAUGUAAUGAUAUAGUGGCGUGUUUCCAGGAGAGGGCCAGGGUCGAGAGACAGUAUGCGCAGCAACUUAGUGAGUGGAGUACCAAGUGGAAACCUCUAGUGGAUGCCAGUCCUCUCUAUGGCUCUCUGUUACGAGCAUGGCAGUGCUUCCUCUCUUCUGCUGACCGCCUCUCCUCGCUGCACUCCUCCAUCUGUCGUGCUCUGGUGUCAGAGGAUGGAGAUCGCAUCCGGACGUGGCAGAAGGAGACUUUCCAUAAGAAGAUAUUUGGAGGUUUCAAGGAGUCCCAGGAUUUUGAAACUGGUUUCUCACGUGCUCAGAAGCCCUGGGCCAAGAGACUGAAGAAGCUAGAGAAGGCUAAGUCAGCGUUUCACAAAGCUUGCCGUAAGGAACACAUGGCUCGUGAGAGGGAGGCCCAUGCCCAAGGCAACCCUGACAUUGCCAUCGAGAAACAGAGGAAGAUCCAGGAAGAGACUGAACUGGCUCACCAGGAAACAGAGAAAGUGCGAGCCCGUUAUGAGAAGGUUCUUGAGGAAGUGACGCGUUAUGCUCCACGCUACAUGGAGGAAAUGGAGUCGAUCUUUGACCAAUCGCAAGAGGAGGAGAGAAAGAGGAUAAGCUUCCUCAAACAGGCUUUCCUGUCCAUCCACAGACACUUGGAUGUCACCAACAAUGAUAGCGUAAAAGCCGUGUACAAUGAGCUCCAUAACACUCUGAUGUCCAUCAGCGAGCAGGAAGAUUUGCGCUGGUGGAAGAAUUCACACGGGCCAGGAAUGCCCACCGACUGGCCUCAAUUUCAGGAGUGGACUCCAGACAAGAAGCAUAAAAAGGGAAAGAAGGAGGUGGAGCAGAAAGCAGUAGUGAUGGAGAGAAGUGUAAUGAUUGGAGGAGUGAGAGUCAGAGCUCUCUAUGACUAUGUUGGACAGGAGACAGAUGAACUGUCCUUCAAAGCAGGUGAGGAGUUUCUGAAGAUCGAGGAUGAGGAUGAUCAGGGUUGGUGCAGAGGCAUGAUGGACGGAGGGAAAGAGGGCCUUUACCCUGCUAACUACGUGGAGGUGGUGUAAAACCACAGGACAACAUCGAGCUCUAGCUCUGGGGUCCGUAAAAUGCCUACAGGCGCCCAGGUUUAAGCCUGAUUCACAGCCAUUUUUAUUGAAGAUUGCUUUGUUUUCUGUGAACGGAUGGCACACAGGUAUGGGUUUAGAGUUGAAUUGAGUGCGCUAAGUUGGGAUCAGAAUGAGAAAAUGUUUCCAAAGUUCCUUCACCACGAUCUUACUUGAGAACAUUGUAAUGUUAUAUUUUAUUGUGUGUCACAUUGUAGCUUUAAGUCAAAAAUGUGACCCUGGACCACAAAACCAGUCUUAAGUCGCUGGGGUAUAUUUGUAGCAAUAGCCAAAAAUACAUUGUAUGGGUCAAAAUUAUCCAUUUUUAUUUUAUGCCAAAAAUCAUUAGGAUAUUAAGUAAAGAUCAUGUUCCAUGAAGAUGUUUAGUGCAUUUUCUACCAUAAAUAUAUCAAAACUGAAUUUUUGAUCAGUAAUAUGUUUUGCUAAGAACUUCAUUUGGACAACUUUAAAGGUGAUUUUCUCAGUAUUUAGAUUUUUUUUGCACCCUCAGAUUCCAGAUUUUCAAAUAGUCGUAUCUUGUCCAAAUAUUGUCCGAUCCUAACAAACCAUACAUCAAUGGAAAGCUUAUUUAUUCAGCUUUCAGAUGAUGUAUAAAUCUCAAUUUCGAAAAAUUGACAAUUAUGACUGGUUUUGUGGUCCAAGGUCACAGAUAUGCAGAGAUUUUCAUACGUUAUAAUAUGAUUAGGUACCGAGAUCCUCUAAUAUAUAUAUAGAGAAUAUGAACUGCAUUGUCUUGAUGCUUGCAUGAACCUACAGAGUAUUUUAAGGACAAUGUCUCACACCAAAGACUUCACUGCUUAUUUACGUUUUAUCAGUGACAUAUUUCUUCUGAUGAGAAUUACAUUAUAUCUGAUGCCUGUGUAAAAGGGGCCAGAUGGUUAUGAUGUCAUCUACAGCUGCGAAUUUCACGCAAGGUGUUAAUAGGUAUGAUAAUAUGCUAUUUUAUCCACUUUGGUCUUGCUUGUUAAUGUCGCUUGUCUCACAUUUAGUAAUUUUAGUUACACAAAGGCAGUACUAAUCAACACCACUUUAAAGUGAUAGCCAUGGGACUCAUUAUGGUCUCUUCUUGUGUAUUUCUGUUGUGUUUUAAGAUGUCAGUCUAACCAAAGAAAAUGUAUGCAAAUGAGCACAGUGUUUGUUUGUGCCGAAGUGCACAAACAAGAGUAAAUUACAUUGGAUCAGGGCAGUAUUUUCUGCACCAUCACUAAUCUAAUGCGAACGCUAGCAGUAUUAAAAGGGAUACAUAUUA
Onychostoma macrolepis is the source of this 2778-nucleotide messenger RNA. Its product is annotated as protein kinase C and casein kinase substrate in neurons protein 3. Bases 300 to 1469 code for a protein of 389 amino acids. Gene Ontology annotation, molecular function: protein binding; phospholipid binding. Gene Ontology annotation, cellular component: cytoplasm; plasma membrane; endosome. Gene Ontology annotation, biological process: plasma membrane tubulation; cytoskeleton organization; regulation of endocytosis. The record is from RefSeq and is a predicted model, not a curated record. The transcript has 10 exons. NCBI's taxonomy places the organism in Eukaryota, Metazoa, Chordata, Actinopteri, Cypriniformes, Cyprinidae.